Messenger RNA from Achroia grisella, 1508 nucleotides. Its product is annotated as isochorismatase domain-containing protein 1-like. The record is from RefSeq and is a predicted model, not a curated record. Gene Ontology annotation, cellular component: cytoplasm. NCBI's taxonomy places the organism in Eukaryota, Metazoa, Arthropoda, Insecta, Lepidoptera, Pyralidae. The transcript has 4 exons. Bases 102 to 716 code for a protein of 204 amino acids.
UUAUUAGAAGUUGAUCAUACGUAUAUAUAUUGAGAUUUCAAAAUUGCGGCCACAAACUUUUUGCCGGUAAAUAAUUUAGUAAAACAAUAAAAUUAUAGACAAUGGCGGCUCGUAAUAUUUUCAAAUUAGGAGCGUUAGAAGCACCAAGGACAGCAUUUCUCCUGUGUGAUAUACAAGAAACGUUUAGACCUCAUAUAAAACAUUUCGGCGAAGUCGUACGAGUUGCUAAUAAAAUGGUUGAAGCAGCAAAACACUUCAAAAUACCAGUGUAUGUUUCGGAACAGUAUCCCAAAGGUCUGGGCCACACCACCAAGGAUGUCAAAAUUGAAGAUGCUGCAUUGGUCUAUGAAAAGACUAGAUUCUCUAUGUACACACCUGAACUGCAGGAACGACUGAAGAAAGAUGUCCCAAAUUUGAGUUCAGUUGUGUUAUUUGGUAUAGAGGCACAUGUCUGCAUCGAGCAAACUGUGAUAGAUCUUCUGAAUGAGGACAUCACUGUCCAUGUUUUAGCUGAUGGAGUGUCAUCUAGGUCUUUAAUGGAUAGAGGGCUCGCUUUUCAGCGGUUCCAAAACAUCGGCUGCUUCGUUAGUACAUCGGAGAAUGUGCUCUUCAAAUUAUUGAGGGACAAAAACCAUGAGGUUUUCAAGGCGAUCUCUAAAUUGAAUACGGAACCAACGCCAGACGAGUUCGGUGUAAAUGCUAGGAAGAGUCCAUAAAUGUGUUACUGUUACCCGCGACUUUGUCUGCAUUUUUACUUAAAUAACUACUAAUACUUAUUGGUGAAGAUUAUUAAUUCGCAUAGGACAAUUCAAUGAUCGGUAACAUCCAAAAUUACACUGAUAAUCUUCUUAAAAUAAAUAAAGUAAUAUGUCUUCGUGACAAACUAAAUUAAAUUUUCAUUAAGAACGCCUAGAACGCCUUAGAAGUCGCCUAGAACUAAUAUAUAUACAUUAUCCAAGUGUUACAUAUAUCUAAUUAUAUAUUAAUAAAGAUAUAUAAUUUCGCAUACGAAGUCGUGGCCACAUCUAGAUUGUACAUAUAAGUACGAUUUGUAUAUAUGUAUACAAUAUAACGAGUAAAAUUUUUUUAAUGGUUUUUUAUAAUGGUUAAACUCGAAUACCUAUUUAACCAAUUUUAAAUAUGCUUUGACUUAUGGACUACAUUUUGUCAAGUGUAAUAAAUUAAAUAGAUUUAUUAUUAUUUUUCAUUGUUUUCAAAUGGAUAGAGAAUAAUCUAUAGAAAGUGAUGAAUGAACUGAGUUUGAAGUUUUUAGACUUUAUAAAUAAUACGAAUAAAUUUAUAUCAUCAUCAUCAUCUCAGCCCGGAAGAUGUCCACUGCUGGACAUAGGCUUCCUCCGAAGAUAUAUAUAAAUAAUAAAGAUAAAUAUAUAUAUUGUACCAUAAAAAGUUUAUUAUUAUUAUGUAUUGUUUUUUUUUAUGCUCUCUUCUAUUCUGUUAUAGCCUUUAUUACUAAACUAAUACAAUUAUUCAUUUAUGAUUCAUAGGUA